This is a messenger RNA of Polypterus senegalus (gray bichir), 1118 nucleotides long. RefSeq lists its product as uncharacterized. The coding region runs from base 1 to 609 and encodes 202 amino acids. The record is from RefSeq and is a predicted model, not a curated record. NCBI's taxonomy places the organism in Eukaryota, Metazoa, Chordata, Cladistia, Polypteriformes, Polypteridae. The transcript has 3 exons.
AUGGGUGAUGAGACACCAGCAGCUCCCCAUCGCAGCAUCUCCGUGCGAAUCACCGGAUCGUGGAAGCAAGAGAACCGAGGAGCAACAGGAGCGUGUUGUGGGGUGGAGGAGACGGGAGGGAGGGGGCAAUAUAUUAAGCAACAAGCAAGCUGUGACAAUCGGAGUGGAAGACUGCAGACCAAAAUUAAAAUAAUAAGCACAAGUGGAAAAGUAUUCUUCGUACUUUCUCUACUUGAACAAUUUGUGCAUUUCAUUUUUUCGAGGAGACCAACGUCUUUGCUGCUUUUCAAGCUCAAGCAGAUUGUUUUUCUAUUGUUUUAUCUUCCCUACUGUUUACAGACAACAGGUCCAGUUGCCCCAUCGAGAGCCAAGAUGGAGCAUGACCACCUGAGUAGCACCCUGUCUGCCUCCGGCUCUGCUCUACCUGUGACUUCUUCUCUAACCAUGGAGCAGAAGGCUGCCUUCGUUUUUGUCUUCUUCUUGUUCAUCUUCUUGGGCCUUCUUAUCGUGCGGUGCUUUCGCAUCCUCCUAGACCCGUACCGUAGCAUGCCUUCCUCUACAUGGACAGACUACAUGGAGAAGGACACGUUUGAUUACAGAAUAGCAUGAGAGAUUAAACUCCUAGUUUCUCCAGUCCCACCAAGGCUAGAAUACUGGGAAAUAUGUAAACCUAGUGACACUAAAGCUUGGGGGCUUCUUUAAAUGAAAUCCUCCAAUGUGAAGGAAUUUCUAAGAAAGAACUCAAGUAUGGUAUUACCUGUCCCUGAUUUUUCCCACAUAAAAUAAGACUGUUUCUUCCAGUUUUGACUCAAUCACAGCUCCAUUGACAUCUCCCUACAAAAAAUAGUGGAUGCACACACUGGCCGUCAUUUUUAACUAAACUGAAAUCAACGAGCAGAAAAAAGGGAGAGGACUGCCAAACAUGAAGCCUGAUAGAAGUGGCCACUGCCUAAAGACAGCUCCAGGUGAAGAACACUGGCUGCCACUGGGAUACAGUGUGGGAACAGUUUUCAAAAUGGCUGACCCUUAUCCACAGGGUAGUCAUAGUAAGCACCUACCUGUGAAGCGAAAAGUCCGUACAAAUGUGAGAACUGGUUCAGCGUCGCUCACUGUUAGGC